Messenger RNA from Plenodomus lingam JN3, 195 nucleotides. The record is from RefSeq and is a predicted model, not a curated record. NCBI's taxonomy places the organism in Eukaryota, Fungi, Ascomycota, Dothideomycetes, Pleosporales, Leptosphaeriaceae.
AUGCAAGAAAACAAGACGAAACCCGCAGAAGAGACAAAACAGCCAGAGCCCACUGGGGUAGGGAAAAGGGAAAAGGGGUAUGGAUAUAGAAAACACCCCAUUCCGAAGACCUCAAGGGGAUACUCAGACACGGUUCUGCUGCUGUUUGUUGCUGUUUGCCACCGCCACUGCUGCCACUGCUACCAAAGACAAUGA